This is a messenger RNA of Topomyia yanbarensis, 6932 nucleotides long. RefSeq lists its product as uncharacterized. The transcript is spliced from 3 exons. Bases 154 to 1416 code for a protein of 420 amino acids. Lineage: Eukaryota; Metazoa; Arthropoda; Insecta; Diptera; Culicidae. Gene Ontology annotation, biological process: Golgi organization; Golgi to plasma membrane protein transport. Gene Ontology annotation, cellular component: Golgi membrane. The record is from RefSeq and is a predicted model, not a curated record.
CAAAAUUAAAAUCUCUUUUUAUGUACCACUUUUGUUUUUAUCGUCGACGACUGCACUUGUCAUGUUGAUAGACGAUCCCUUGAAUUUAGAUUUUUCGUGUUUACCGUAGCUUAGUAAUACCCCUUAUCUACGCCUUUCUUCCACUAUAACAUUAUGGACUCAGCUCGUACGCGAGGCGAUGGAAUGGAAACUGAAGGUCUAGCUGCAUCCGGUGCAGUGCAGUCUCAGAAAAAAACAUCGAGUACUAGUUUGAUCGGUGUCAACGAACUCAAGCUGCCAAUCGAUUUCGACCUGCAACGUUUGCUACCUCACUCCGGGUCCGAUUUGAUAUAUCGCCCAACUGAACUUGUUACGACCGCAAGUGCCUCGCUGACACCAACAAUCCCAAGAGGGACUAUUUUUGCACUAGUUCCAAAAUUGGUGCCGACCCACAGAACGGGCACUAGCUUGAAGGGUAAGGAACCUCGUUUCGUUCCGUUUGAACCAUAUAAAGGGGCUGUUAAUCCGAUCAUACCGUACAAAAAUAACGAAAAUCGAAUUAAAAUCACUGACCGGAAUAAUCUAGACUUGAACGUGCUGGUUUCGCAAAUGUCGACAAUUACAAGCAAAGAGCUGAAAGGGGAAGCAAUGGCUAAUGGAAAAUCGGACUGUGACAAGCAGAAAUACGAGAAGCAGAUUGAAGAACUAAAGAAGGAACGUGAUUACUAUCAGAGCCAGUUGAAGUUUCAGGCACAGGUAAACUCUGAGCUCAAGAAUUUGCUGGUGGCUGCAGUCGGGGAAGAUCUUCAGACGAAGGUCAAUGUUUUGACCGAAGAUAAAUUGCACUUGGCAAGAAAAUUGCUCAAUUCUGCAGAGAAUCUGUCGUCUCAUACAGAACAAAUUGAGUUUCUGGCUAGCCAGAGUGAAGUCUGGCGGAGCAAGUUCCUUGCAAGUAGCUUAAUGGUAGAAGAAUUAGCUCGCUGGAAGACAAGUCUGCUUCAGAAGAAUGCUCUUCUGCUCGCUUCCAACAAGGAACUGUUGGAAGCAACUUCCAAGCUACGCGAAAUGCAGAUUGAUGUGCUAAAAAAUUUGAAAUUUCUCUCAAACCGAAAAGACAUUACCCUCAAAUCGUCCAGUGCAUUGGAUCUGACGGCUGAAUGCAUCAAUAUCUCUCAACAGUUAGUUCUUGGUCACGCCGCACUCGGAAUGCCAGAACCGUUAGACCUCUCUCAACUAGAUCCAAUGUGCUCAGCGGAAAAGCUGGCCGUUCAGGCACUGCAACAUUCAAACGAGCCUCUGAUGAGUACCGAUGAGGCUUUUCGGGCAAUUGUAGGACAAGCAUUUCCAUCGAUUAAUUCGAUGAAACAACACAUGGAACGGUCGGUUAGUGAUUUUGAGCUAGUGGAGACGACUCCGAAUAUCAGGGAGGACAACUAGGCUUGAGAGCAAUAAGCCAUCAGGUCUUGUAUAAAAAAUGAAGUUUCUGUAGCUAGAUCUUUGGCAAUGUGAAAUUAGAACGCUUUUUAUACGAUCAAAUUGCUGCUAUCUUAGCAAGUUUUGCUUGUUCGAUAAAUAUGUAAGCAAUAUCAUAUUAGACAAAUAUAAGUUUUAAAUCUACCGACCAAAUCUGUUUCUAUGGAAAACAAACUUCAACAUAAGAAUCUACCUUCUACUAUUUUAUUACAGCUUUAACCGCUAGAGUUAUGCAUAUAGCGGCAGCUGUCACGUCGGUAGUUUAUACGGCUAUUCCAAUCGGUUGUUCACGAUGAUGAGGUCGUCAACACAUUUUUGAAUUACAGUGAAGACCCAUUUUUAUCAGCCCCUUGGCGAAUUUUAGGCUUGUAAAACAGGGACAUUGAUAAAAUCGGGACAUAUAUUUUUCUGUCUUUUUAGUAAAACGAAGCUCUUAAAAUAUUCUUCUUUGGUCCUUAGAUAUAGCCUCGCAACCCUUUCUAAUUAUUUGCUUUAAGUUCCCCUUAAGGGGAUCUUACAGCGCAAAAUUUAAAAAAAAAAUAUUUUUAUUUUUGCAUUUUUCGGAUCUCUAAGAUAUGAAAUAUAUGCCCAAGAAAGGAUUUACUCGGAUUCAACUUUGUUUGUCUGCUAGAGUCCAUCAAACUACCAACUAUCAAUUUUCAUAUGAAGCUGAUAAAAUCGGAUCAAAAAGCUGAUAAAAUCGGGGGUAGAUAAAACCGGGUCUCCACUGUAUUCAAGCUCAAUUAACGAUUGAAUUGAAGACUUGACAUGCAUCCUCCCACUGAGUUCCUGCAUUUCCUAAGAACCGAUUGGACCUUUAUUUUGAAAUAUUUCCGAAACUCAGGAGUUUCAGAUUAGUAAUCAACGAAACUUUGAUAAGCCAUCGAUGAUCUAGAUCUGUACAUCUAAGUAAUUAGAUGUCCAUUCCAAACGAUUUUGAAUCUUUGAGGUAUUACGAUUGUACCGGUUUAUAUAGGAAAUUACUCUGUGACCAAAGUAACCUCCGAAACCGAUAGUCAGAUAUGGAUGAAAUGUAAAAAUCGUUCAAUAAUUUGCUGCUACAUCAACUUAUGAACUCGGCAAUCUUUCUUGGGACAUCAUGAACUGUUACAGGUGGCCAAUUGAGUAUGCUCAUUGGUGAUAUAGACCUGCAAAUUCAAGUAAUGCUGCACUCAUUUUAAUAUUUUGUGCAUCAUUUAGACAUCAUGGUAGUACCAGUUUAUAUGGGAAUUUACUGUGUGAUCGUGCUCUUCAACCCGUAACUCCGGACAGUAAAACAUUCAAUAGCAGCGUUAUAAUGUUCUUUGGAAACUAAGUUUGUGCAAAUCGGUUAAGUCACCUCAGCAAAAAUUGAGUGACAUUAUUUGAUAAACACAUACAUACACACACAGGGGUGUGGGAGGCAGCAUGUAGGAAUUCAAGGGUUUAAAGCCCCCCCCCCCCCCCAGUGGCGGAUCCAGGGGGAGGGUCUUGGGAGUCCGGACCCCCCCCGAAAAUUUUUAAGUUCUUGAGAAAUUUUAAAAUGGUUUCUAUUUUAAAUUCAUUCCAAGUUCAAAAUCAUUCAAAACUAGAUUCGAUUACCAAACCUGAUUUUAAUUAAAUGAGGGUAUUUCAUAUUACGUAUUGCACAAUGAACAUUUCAAAGUUGAAAUUUUGGACCCCCUCCGAAAUUUUUUUCUGGAUCCGCUCCUGCCCCCCCCUCCCCAGACCUACUGCGAGUUGGCGAGUUUUGUUAAGGUAUGGUGGGGUUUGAGCAGCAUUGGGCUCUGUUAAACUUCUAUAAAAAGACAUAAUUCUGAACGCAGUUCCGAUGAAGCGAGUCUGUAUCGCUUCUGUUAAGAUCCUAAUAUUUUAGUAAUCGAAGAUCUUAGUAGUAAAAGCACCCUUGGCCAACCGCAAUCCCAAACGGGCACAUAAGAAUCCAUGCCAGUAACAUCCUAAUAACGGCAUACAGGUCACGGCGAACGUCAACGGACAGGGCACUGAUCACGAAUGCCUCCUUUGGCGGGUCUCCGGGUACGUUCAAAACUCGUCACCAAUAGUUGAUGGUACUAGGUUUGGAUGGACCAUUCCCGACUUAACGCCGAUCCGGCUCUGAACACUACUCCCCAUGAAGGAUAGUGUCAACCCUAAGAUGGCCUCCCUGCUCUCAUAGAUAAUCAUGGGAUCACGAGAGGCGACUAUGCACAACGAGUGGAGAUAACGGCCCGGAAGGGUAGGUAGGGGUAGGUACAGCGCGCAAUGCGGAUAAACCCGACACUCACGGAGCUGGAGUUAGACGUUAAGAAAAUUAGGCGCUCCGGAGAGAUGAUCCUGGAACUGAAAAAGGAUCCGAAGUCAAACAGCUCUGCUUGUAAAGAGCUCACCGAAAAAGCCAUGGGCAACGCGAUGGAAGCCUUGUGUCCGGAGGCAACCGUCCAACGUAAGUGCCUGUAUCCUCGGAAGAAAAGCUAAAAGAAGCUCUGAAAGAACAGUGCAAGCUUGUACAAGUGCAGAUGACGAUCCGAAUGAGGAAGGGACCUUUCGGCACGCAGUCAGCUUCGGUUAGGGUUCCAAUCGAACCAGUGAAGAAGGCAAUAAACACCGGGAAGAUCAAAGUUGGCUGGUCGGUAUGUCUACUGGGUGUCUCUCAGCAACCGGAAGCGUGCUUAAGGUGUCAGGAGUUCGGCCACCUGACUAGAUACUGCACAGGACCUGUCAAGACCAAAUUAUGUAGAAGGUGCGGGGAAGAACGCCACAAGGCAAAAGGCUGCUGGAUGGCUCCGAGAUGUCUGAAGAAGGUAACAACCACGUUGCCAGAGGCCCACUGCGACAUAGUACAAUACUUGCUGCGGCAAUCUGCAGCGGAGCCUUAGCGCGAUGUAGCUGUCAUCUCGGAGCUAUACUGUAUCCCGGCCAGCGAUGGAUAUUUGAUAACGCAAAAUCAGCGGCGAUUUGGACGACGGGAAAAUAUCCAUUUCUGGAAGUGGUUUCUCGCGCAGAUGAAGGCUAUGUAAUCGCCUAAAUCAAUUAAGCGGCAUACGCGCUUCCGCGGUGGACGAUUUAUCAAUUCUUAGAUAUGCUCGAUAAGCUGAUAAUAGAGCUUAUCGAUCGGAGACUAGAAGCCAGCGAUUUUAGGCAGUAGAAUGGGGAAGCCGCUUUGCCAACUUAAGGGAGAAUAGGCAACUUGAGACCUUUGCAAAGCUCGACGUAGAUGUUGCCAGCGAUGGUACGAUCAGCACCCAUCGCUGGGAAGGUCGAGAAUUGGAGGAGCAAGGAGUACACCCACAAAGUGAUCUGGUACACUACUGAAAGCACUAGACAGUUGGAAGCGCGUGUGACUCAAGCAAAUGAGUGGAGGUGGAAAACAACAAAAUUUUGAUAAGACUCUUCGUUGAAGCUGUGAGGUUUGAGUGCAAUAGCCUGUACUUUAGUGCAGAUGAAGUGAUAACGGCAUUAGCAAGAGCGCUCGAUGCUACCAUACCAAGAGAGGGUAGUUUUUUUGUAAGGUUUUGACGUCUUAAACGCAACGCAAAAUACAUUAAGAAUUUCUAUUUUGAUGAAAAAAAUGCAUUUAAUUUCGCUGAUAUUUUAAAAUGCAUCACAAGUGAUCUGCACGUAGGGGUAAACCCAGGUACAGUUGCCGCUCAGCCUUCUAGUGGAACCCGACGACUGCAAACUUACGUGCAUGUUGCCACCGAGCUCGGAGGAGAAUGCAGAGAGCCCACAAUGUCGCUGAAAUAGCAGCUCUAAGACCAGCAUAUAAGGCAGCAUGAUCCGUGCCUUUAACAAGGAAUCAAGCUUAGUAAGAAUGCCUGCCUGGAUGAGCUUUACCGCUUAAAAUCAGUAGGGCGACGCCUAUAGAAUUGCCAUAGCGAAGAUAGCAGGACCGGCAGUGCCACCGGAUAGGUACCCGGAGAGGAUGAAACGAACUGUCACAUGACGCAGUUUUUGUCUGGUCAUGGCUGUUUCAAGAAAUAUCUGAACAGAUUCGGCCACGCGAGAUUGCCGUUCUGCGUCGCAUACGGUCAUGCAGAGGAGACGUCUGAACAUGUGGUCUUCGAAUGCCUGCGAUUCGAGCAUGAGCCAAAAGAAAUGAGAACCAGGAUGUCAAUAUGCACAAUAUUAUACAAAGCAUGUGUGCGAAUGAAGAAAAAUGGGACGCGGUAAACAGAACAGUCGUUCCAGAUCAUGUCGAUGUUGCAACGAAGAUGGUGAGAGAAGCAACAAUUAGCAACGUAGCAGUACAGGACUUCGAGUCGUCGAGGCACCGAUGAAGCAAAAGUCACUUCAACCGGAAUCGUCGGACCGACCUUUACACUCAACAAGUCAGUCUACUGAAGAGAUAUAAAGGGGACUGGCAGGAGCGAUUUGAGCAGGCCAGAUCCAGCGUCGGUGAUUUGAAUGAGCGGCGGUAGCAUUGGAUUCGAAAGAUCCUCCACAUCUAACUCUUCAUCGGAGUCUCAAAGAUUCACCGUUUGGGACUAUUGCGAGUAGUUCGUAGCGAAUCGCUGGCUUGAAUCAUCGGGGCACAAGUUAACCGGACGCAAUCCUCCACCCGGAAUCGCUGAACAGACUUUAGCAUUCUGCCAAACAGCAUCGAAGCACGAAUAACGUGUCCGUCAACGGUUUCGGGAUACAUUUUUUCGUCAUGGAACGCUCCGCCGAAGUUGGCUAGCUCCACCGACCGAUUAGCACCGAAUGCGACAAACCAGUAUAGGGUUGUCAGAGCAGCAGUGAACUCGAAGCCACCCUCCAACCAGAAUUGCUGGGUCGAACACGGCAUCCAACUUUUCAACGCAGAGCGGAGCUUGUACAAUCGACUGCCCCAGAUUCAAGUUCUGCUGGGGAACAUCCAAGUGGAGUUCAGGGCUAAAUAGUUCAAGUACGCGUAUGAUCCGAACAGCGUAAAAGAUGAAGGGAGUGACGUAAAGCAUGAGGAAAGUCGAGAUGAUGUGAGGAUCAAGUGAGGCUUCGAGUUAGCUGCGGAAAACAUGUAAGGAAAUGAAUGAAAGCCCAACGAGCCACAAAGUAACACUUAGAUGUAGCUCCGUGGGGAAGAAGGGUAAAAGAUGCCCGGAGUAACAUACACGAUUAAUCAAAGCGACAAUGGAUCAAGUGACGUGCAGCACCCAAGUAUCAAGAACACUCUCGAGUCUUAGAAAGGGGUGGUGGCGAACGCUCCACGGAUGGCUACGGUGGGCUGGAUAUAAAAAUGGAUAUCGGCACUUAUAAAAGAAGUACACCACGGCUUUGGACUGAUUGGUAAGGUAAGUUAGGUCUUAAAAGCUAAAAUAUUAAUCAAUGUUGGCGGGUCGAUAGAUAACCGGAGUCAGUUCGAGCUGGCAUAUUCCAACCUGGAUAAAUACCAUAACGACUUGUUCGUCUCUCCUGGUAACAGCAACUACACAAUGAAGAAGUUUGCGAAAAAAAAUUGCCACGUGAUGUUUCGGAUUAUUGACUACAAUCGAGCAGGAUUUACUGCUACAGUUGUUUUAUAU